Molecule: messenger RNA, 1040 nt
Organism: Cajanus cajan (pigeon pea)
Lineage: Eukaryota; Viridiplantae; Streptophyta; Magnoliopsida; Fabales; Fabaceae
Product: Polynucleotidyl transferase, ribonuclease H-like superfamily protein
Cellular component (GO): mitochondrion
Molecular function (GO): 3'-5'-RNA exonuclease activity; nucleic acid binding
Source: RefSeq, a predicted model, not a curated record
CCGAAAAUAGGCAACAAUUUUGUUUGGGACAGCGCCAAAGUUGAAGAGUUUGAAGAGAAAGAAAGAAACUAAAGAAAGAAAUGGAGGGACUCGCUAAUUCCUUUUCAGUGUUAGAACUUGAUGCCGACGAAAGUCGCGUUCUCACCACUGCCGGUAGUAGUGACAAGAGAGUUAAUGCCAAAACCGACACUUUACCAGUGAAAAACAAGAAACCUGAUCAAGAAAUUCCAGUGACUCCUCCAUGUGAAUACAAGCUACCUCUUGUGUGGAUUGACUUGGAAAUGACAGGUUUAAAUAUUGAAGUGGACAGAAUACUUGAGAUUGCAUGUAUAAUUACAGAUGGAAAUUUAACCAAAACGGUGGAGGGUCCUGAUCUGGUCAUCCACCAAACUAAGGAGUGCCUUGACAAGAUGGGAGAAUGGUGUCAAAGUCAUCACGGUGAAAGUGGGUUAACAAAAAAGGUGCUACAAAGUACAAUUACUGAAAGAGAAGCUGAAAAACAGGUUAUUGAAUUUGUUAAGAGACAUGUUAGUGCAUACACACCUCUCUUGGCCGGAAAUUCAAUAUAUGUUGAUUUUCAAUUUCUGAAGAAAUACAUGCCAGACCUGGCCAGUCUCUUCUCUCAUGUUCUUGUUGAUGUUAGUAGUGUUAAAGCCCUCUGCAUACGCUGGUAUCCCAGAGAUCAAAAGAAAGCACCUUCAAAAUCAAACCGACACAGAGCCAUGGAUGACAUUAGAGAAAGCAUUGAAGAACUUAGAUUCUACAAGGCAAAUAUUUUUAAGCCCAAGUCCAGAAAGUGAUAGGGAUGCAAAGAAAGCAGUGUUUGAAUGUUGUCGAUGGGAAGGUUUUCAGUACAAGUGUAAAUCUCAUUGUUAUGGUAGGUUUGCACGCUGAGCAAAUGUCUCAUGAUUUUGGAUAAUGUGUUCUUUUGGUGGUUAUUACAAAAUCACAUUUAAAUUUGUUGCAAAAGCCCUGAAAUGCUAGGUAAAUUGUGCUUCAAUUGGCAAUUAAACAAGAAAGAAAGAAGUAACUAUAGUUGU